Anopheles gambiae (African malaria mosquito) is the source of this 1459-nucleotide messenger RNA. Its product is annotated as zinc finger protein OZF-like. Bases 167 to 1423 code for a protein of 418 amino acids. Gene Ontology annotation, molecular function: zinc ion binding. NCBI's taxonomy places the organism in Eukaryota, Metazoa, Arthropoda, Insecta, Diptera, Culicidae. Gene Ontology annotation, cellular component: nucleus. The record is from RefSeq and is a predicted model, not a curated record. The transcript is spliced from 3 exons.
UGUCAAUCUCGAUGUAAACAAACAAUCCUUGCGAACGCACUGCUCUGCAUUUGUCCGGAGCUCACACAAAAUCAAUCUAGUUUUAAGCAGUGUAUAGUAAUGGAUCCAUCCACAUAUCCAAUUUUCUAAUCAUAUUUCAUCCUCAUUAUACCAUCUUCACUCAAAUAUGCUCCAACAAUUUCUCUGUCGUGUUUGUGCCACCUCCGAUGCUGCGUGUGUUUUGAUGGACAUCUUUGAGAAACAUGGUGCUGAACAUAGUGUUGCCGAUAUCCUACUCGAGCUAGCGAGCGUGGUGGUGACGGUCGAUGAUGGAUUUCCCCAACAGUGCUGUAUGCAAUGCCAUGCAGAUCUCGUUCAAGCUGUAUCAGUGAGACGUAAAUGCAUUGAGACGGAGCAGCUUUUUCGAAUCAAGAUUGAACCAAAUGCUUGUCACGCGGAUGAUGCAUAUGAUGACACUCAGGCCGAUAAUGCUUCAAUUGCCCCUUCUGAUGAUGGGGAUGAUUCUAACGAUAAAAAUCCGUUCUACCAUUGCUGUGAGUGUGCCACGGACUUCUCCGAUUCCGAUACACUGCGGGAGCAUUACGAGUCAAAGCAUGCCAAUACGAUCUAUGGUUGGCAGAGCUUUGGUAUCAGUGAAAUCUCCCUAUUCGAUAGCACUGACGAUGAACAUGAGGCCAAAGGUGAAAUCUUGUAUCGUCCCUUGAACGUUCCACCACAAAACAAUCCGCCAUAUAAAUGCUGUGGGUGUAAAGCUGUGUUCGUAACCGUGGAUCAGUUGCAUCAACAUUCGACAGUACAUGCGCGUAAUGCAGAAGAAUUCGACGAAGAUAAACCAUAUCAAUGCGACGUAUGUUAUCGUGCAUUUGUCAGCAAACUCAGGGUGAGGGAACACCAAAUGGGUAGAUGGUUUGAACGCUAUCAGUGUGCAGUUUGUGGCAUGAUGUUUGGUAGACUGAAUCAAUGCAAUGCUCACGAAAGAAACCACACGGCCCGAAAAGUAAAUUGUGUUGCUUGUGGGAAAGAAUUUAACAACAGCAAGAAUUUAUACAGACAUGAGCAAAUUGUCCACGUAGAUCCAAACUCAAGGAAAAAGUAUAUUUGCAAUGUAUGCGGUGCGAAGGUACUUUCGUCAUCGUACCUAAAGGUUCACAUGCGGCUACAUUCUAAAGAGAAUCCGUAUUCGUGCAACUUGUGUGGCGCACGCUUCAAGGUAGCGAGAUACCUCAAAUGGCACUUGAGAAAGCAUAAAGAAUUAUACCCGUGCAAGCAAUGCGGUCUAUCAUUCCAGAGCUAUUCCCUUCUUCAGGAUCAUAUGAAAACCCAUUUCGUAGGCAGAAAGUAUAGCUGCUCUUUCUGUCCGAAGUUUUUUUGCCAGAAGCCAGGCCUAAUAAAUCACUUAAACAAAGUGCACAAAAGCGAAUGAGCGAAAGUGAAAAUAAAUGCAAUUGUGGAGUAUGUA